Messenger RNA from Chelmon rostratus (copperband butterflyfish), 2248 nucleotides. RefSeq names its product RERG/RAS-like b (gene rerglb). NCBI's taxonomy places the organism in Eukaryota, Metazoa, Chordata, Actinopteri, Chaetodontiformes, Chaetodontidae. The transcript has 5 exons. Bases 59 to 676 code for a protein of 205 amino acids. The record is from RefSeq and is a predicted model, not a curated record. Gene Ontology annotation, molecular function: GTPase activity; GTP binding.
CAGACACAACACAGAGCUGCAGCCGGAGAGCCAUCUGAGGACCUGACAGAGCACAGGCAUGAACGACAUCAAGCUGGCCCUGCUGGGGAGUCCGGGGGCUGGGAAAUCAGCUGUCCUUGUGCGGUUCCUGACCAGGCGCUUCAUUGGUGAAUAUGCCUCAAAUGCCAAUUCCCUCUACCAUAAAAGGCUGUCGAUCGAUGGCAGGCAGCUGAACCUGGAAGUUUUUGACCCUUGCUCUCAGAGCUCAGGGGCCAGGUGUAUACUGGAGGAGCCUGUGGACUGGGCAGAUGGCUUCGUGGUGGUGUACAACAUCAGCGACCGCACUUCCUUCAUCAACGCCAAGAACAUCCUGCGGCAGAUUCGGGAGGCGCGCGUGGACAACUGCAAAGGGGAGACGGAGGUUCCCGUGUGUCUGGUGGGUAACAAACAGGACCUGUGUCACGCCCGGCAGGUGUGCGAAGACGAGGGCCGCUGCCUGGCUCAGGAGAACCGCUGCCACUUCCAGGAGGUCUCAGCGGCCGAGAGUUACCAGGACAUCGCCAACCUCUUCACCCAACUCAUCCGGCAGGUGAUGGAGCAUCUCAAGUACAGAGCCGACAGACGGCGCUAUAGCGGCUCCAAGUCUAUGGCCAAGCUCAUCAACAAUGUGUUCGGCAAAAGGAGGAAGUCAGUGUGAUGGUCCCAGUGAAAGAUGACCAACUGGAGGGACUGGGAUGUUGUGUGUGGGCCCAUGUUAAAGGGAACUGGACAAUAAGUUGCAUGCUGGGUCAAAAUUCUGUUUUUAUUCAGACUUUUUCACUUAAAUUCAAAUGUAAAGCAAACAAAUGCAAAAAAAAAAAAAAAAAAGUUGCUUAUUUUAAUGGGUCAUAAGAGUCUUAAAUGAGGAGAACUGUACCUUCUCCUACCCUUGCAGUGUCAGUACUGAGUUUCAGCACUGCAUAUCAAAAAUGCUGAACCUUUCUGAGUAUUAACAAAAUGAUUCUAUGCAGUAUUCCAUUUAAAAGUCCUGCAAACCUACACAGGAUGUUUCACUUAAUCUUAUAAUCCUGGAAUUUAUGAGAGGUCAUGAAAGGCUAAGUUGAGCCACAAAGCUGUGAGGGAAAUGUCAAUCAAGCACAGUCUAAACUAGCUCACAUGGUCCAAAAUAAGCCAAAUCUCUCAAAUCAGUGUUUGUUUAUCUUCUCUCAGUUAAACUUUGCAGAAAUGUGCCAUAAAACUGAAAUUUCUGACUAAAAUCAGUGAAUAUCUUCCCAUCAAAGACCGCAUAAUGAAGACUCGGGUCGUCCAGGGCCACGACUUCGCAUGCUUUGAUACAGACGGUGUGUUACAGCAGAUCUUCACUGUUGGCAUCAGCAGCCACUUUCUAAUCACGACUGCAGUUAUUCAUAUGAAACCUGACUGGGAAGCUUUGAUUGGCUGUAAUCAGCUUCUCCUCCAUCCUCAUCAGACGUGACCGUUUAUCACAACACGGAGGAGCGCAAGAUUGAAAAGCUGCUGAUUAGCUUGUGACAGUGAAAUGUUCAGCCCGAGCCAACUUUUCUCCACCAAGGUUUCUUCUGGAAGUCCCGAAUCAGAGUGCUCAAGUUGUGAACUCAGGGUCACUAGCUGUCCCUGCUGUUUGCUGUGACUUCACAGAUCUAAUGUCUGUCUGCAGUGUUAUGUGGGGACAAAUGUGUCUUCAGUUUUAUAGGAUUUAUAAUGCUUUAGGUGAGGGCAAAAGCCAACUUUAAUGCAUUUUACUGACACUUUAAUGAACAUUACUACAUAUAUUUUAUAAUUUUUUCUAGUAAUGCUACUCUUUGGAAGCCAUAGUGUUUUCUCGUAUCUGAUUUCUAUACCGUUGACUGUAAUAUGUUAUACUAUCUAUGGUAGCCGUGAUUAAAGGCAUCAUUUAAAUUCAUUCACCAGUACAAAAAUGUAUGUAACCGUUUUAUAUUGUGUAUAUAUUAAUUAUUGUAUUUAUUUGCUCUUUUCAUGGAAUCCAAGGAUUUGAACAAUAUCUUGAAUGUGAACUGAAGACUUUCGAACUUUGUAAAACUUUAUGGAAAAAAAAAGCCUGCUAACGCACAUCAGUGCAGGGCAUGAACUCAUUUAAUGCUGAGCUGUUGUUCUUUUUAAAUCCAGUUACGUCACCAUGAUGCUGUGAAGAGAGGAUGUCCCACACAUCGUGAAAAAACAAGCUCACAUAUGCAGCGUUGUGUAGAUGAAUGUUCCGUUUGUAAAUACAGUACAAACAUCGGAUGUUCCA